GAGGGACCAGCUACCUGACCUGCAUUCUUUCUUCAACGUUACAAGUCCUAGGUAUUCUAGUCUCUAACUCCAUUUACUUCCUCCGAAUUCCCCGCUUUCUCGGCUUGCCUUUUGGUCAGGUUGUCCGCUGAAUAAGCGUCAUCGAAACACGGCAUCGCACCUACAGCUGGCGCAAUCCCCACUUCUCCGCCCAUAUAACAAGUCUGAGCUUACCUUGAAACCCUCUUGUAGCUGCGAUGACUGUCCCUCAAACACCUCCCCCAUUCAUCGUCUUCGGCUAUGGCUCCCUCAUCUUCAAGCCACCUCCGCCUCCAUUCGUACUCAAACAGCAGCCGGGUUUCGUCAAAGGAUACGUGCGUCGCUUCGCCCAGAUGUCGCAUGAUCAUCGGGGAACACCCGAGAAUCCCGGACGCGUAGUCACCCUGAUUCACAAGGAAGACUGGGAUCACUACUCCGCGAGCGACGCGUUUCCUAACGAAGAUACUGUGUGGGGCAUCGCAUAUACCAUAGACCCUGAGCACGAGAAGGAAGCUCGCGCAUACCUAGAUCACCGCGAAAAGGACGGAUAUACCCUAGAGACAGUCGACAUCUACGACAUCGUCGACGGCGAGCCGCGCGUCGUGAUCCACGGUUGCUCUUGCUACGUCGGCCGCCCUUCCAAUCCAUCCUUCAUCGGAUCCGAGCCCCUAGACGAGCUCGCACACCGUAUCUGGCAAUCGGUGGGUCCAUCCGGACGGAACAAGGACUACCUAUACCGCCUCGCCGAGGAGGUGCACAAGCUCUCGCCGGCGUCGAGAGACGCGCACCUGUUCGCACUGGAGGCAAAGAUCAGAGAGCUUGACAGCAAGCACGGAGAGAUAUAGACGGUUUUGAUUACGGUGCAUGUGCACCCCCUAAUCCAUGUUACAUCAAACAAGCGGCACUUCCAUUUCGU
This is a messenger RNA of Coniophora puteana RWD-64-598 SS2, 934 nucleotides long. Its product is annotated as ChaC-like protein. The transcript has 11 exons. Lineage: Eukaryota; Fungi; Basidiomycota; Agaricomycetes; Boletales; Coniophoraceae. Gene Ontology annotation, biological process: glutathione catabolic process. The record is from RefSeq and is a predicted model, not a curated record. Gene Ontology annotation, cellular component: cytoplasm. The coding region runs from base 237 to 863 and encodes 208 amino acids. Gene Ontology annotation, molecular function: gamma-glutamylcyclotransferase activity; glutathione specific gamma-glutamylcyclotransferase activity.